Molecule: messenger RNA, 336 nt
Organism: Dentiscutata erythropus
Lineage: Eukaryota; Fungi; Glomeromycota; Glomeromycetes; Diversisporales; Gigasporaceae
Source: the annotation of a GenBank genome assembly
AUGAAUACAGCAAAUAAAGAAUGCCAAAAAUAUCGAAAAGAACCUGAGAUAGAAAUUAGAAAACUAAUUAACCAAUAUCUUGCAGCAAGUUCACCAAUUAUUCAAAUAGCAAACUUUUUUCUCCCUCCAAAUUUACCUAGUUCAAGAUCAUUAAAUUCAAAUUCUAAUGUUAAUUCUGACACCAAUUCUACUCUACCUUCUUCAUUUAAUGAAAUACCUACUAUUGCACCUAAUGCAUUAGCUCAACAUCAAGCUUUGGAAUUAAUUCAAAAGGCAAAAUCUAAAAUAAGUAAAUAUGAAACUCUAAUGAUUUAUACUAGUAACAAAGAUUUUUGA